Molecule: messenger RNA, 3779 nt
Organism: Malurus melanocephalus (red-backed fairy wren)
Lineage: Eukaryota; Metazoa; Chordata; Aves; Passeriformes; Maluridae
Gene: KIF23
Product: kinesin family member 23
Exons: 23
Coding region: 1-2961 (986 amino acids)
Biological process (GO): microtubule-based movement
Cellular component (GO): nucleus; microtubule; kinesin complex
Molecular function (GO): ATP binding; microtubule motor activity; microtubule binding
Source: RefSeq, a predicted model, not a curated record
AUGAACCCCAGAAAAAACCGGGAUCGGCCGGGCCGGGACUCGAACCCGCGGCCCYGMCGCCUCCUCCUCCKYCACCAGCAGGGGGCGCCCUCUCCGCGAGCCGCACCCCYCCGGCAUCGCCAUAGCGACGCCGUUUACUGCCGGGUGCGGCCGCUGAGCCGCGCGGACCAGGAAUGCUGCAUCGAGGUGAUCAACGAGACCACGGUGCAGAUCCACCCGCCCGAGGGCUACCGGGUGUUCCGCAAUGGCGAGUACCGCGAGACCCAGUAUUCCUUCAAGGAGGUGUUUGGCACCCAGGUGGUGCAGAAGGAGCUCUUUGACGUGGUGGCCAAACCUCUGGUGGAGGAUCUGAUCCGYGGCAAAAAUGGUCUCCUGUUCACCUACGGAGUGACGGGCAGUGGGAAGACCCACACCAUGACGGGCUCCCCAGGGGAUGGGGGCCUCCUGCCCCGCUGCCUGGCCAUGAUCUUCAACAGCAUCGGGCCCUUCCAGGCCAAGAGAUUCGUUUUCAAGYUGGAUGACAAGAACGGGGUGGAUGUGCAGAGCGAGGUAGAGGCUCUGCUGGAGCGCCAGAGGAGAGAGGCCCUGCCUGUCCCAAAAACUCCAGCUGGGAAGAGACAGCUGGAUCCGGAAUUUGCUGACAUGAUCAACGUGCAGGAUCACUGCCGGGUGGAGGAUGUGGAUGAGGACAAUGUCUACGGCGUCUUCGUGUCCUACAUCGAGAUCUACAACAACUACAUCUACGACCUGCUGGAGGAGACACCUCUGGAAUCCAUCAAACCCAAGUGGAACAGUUGCAACACCCCAGUGAGAAAUGGAGACUUUGUACCUCCCCAGUCCAAAAUCCUCCGUGAAGACCAGAACCACAACAUGUACGUCACAGGCUGCACGGAGGUGGAGGUCAAAUCCACCGAGGAAGCUUUUGAGGUCUUUUGGAGAGGGCAGAAGAAGAGGCGCAUCGCCAACACGCAGCUGAACCGGGAAUCCAGCCGCUCCCACUCCGUGUUCAUCAUCAAACUGGCGCAGGCGCCGCUGGAUGCGGAUGGGGACAAUGUGCUCCAGGAAAAGGAGCAGAUCACGCUSAGCCAGCUGUCCCUGGUGGAUCUGGCCGGAAGUGAGAGGACCAACAGGACCAAAGCUGAAGGGAACCGGCUCAGGGAAGCAGGGAAUAUCAACCAGUCAUUAAUGACAUUGAGGACAUGCAUCGAGGUUCUCCGGGAAAACCAAUUGUAUGGGACAAACAAGAUGGUUCCAUACAGAGAUUCCAAACUGACUCAUCUCUUCAAGAACUAUUUUGACGGAGAAGGGAAGGUUCGGAUGAUUGUGUGUGUGAAUCCCAAGGCUGAGGACUAUGAGGAAAGCCUGCAAGUGAUGCGCUUUGCAGAGAUGACCCAGGAGGUGGAGGUGGCCAGGCCCGUGGACAGGCCCCUGUGUGGGCUCACUCCGGGCCGGCGCUUCCGGAACCAGGCAUUCCGGGAGGAGCUGUCCCGGAAACUCGAGAUGAGGGGCGGCCCUGUGGGAGGAGAGCCGGAGGAGCAAUCGGCAGCGGAGCUGUUUUUCCAGAGGCUCCCUCCCCUGCCUUCCUGCGAGCUCCUGGACAUCAACGACGACCAAACACUCCCGAAGCUGAUCGAGGCCCUGGAGCAGCGCCACCACAUGAGGCAGCUGCUGGCAGAGGAAUUUGCCAAAAAUGUUCUUGCCUUUAAAACCAUGCUGCAAGAAUUUGAAUCCAGCGUUGCAUCCAAAGAAAACUAUAUCCAAGGAAAACUGGCUGAAAAGGAGAAAACCAUAACAGGGCAGAAGACAGAGCUGGAACGCCAGGAGAAGAAGAUUAAAACCUUGGAAUACAAGAUCGAGAUUUUGGAGAGGACRGCCACGAUUUACGAGGAGGACAAGMGGAACCUGCAGCAGGAGCUGGAGAGCCAGAGCCAGAAGCUGCAGCGGCAGGCGUCGGACAAGAGGCGGCUGGAGGCCCGGCUCCAGGGAAUGGUGGCCGAGACCACCAGCAAGUGGGAAAAGGAAUGUGAGCGGCGUGUAGCCGCCAAGCAGCUGGAGAUGCAGAACAAGCUGUGGGUGAAGGACGAGAAGCUGAAGCAGCUCAAGGCCAUCGUCACCGAGCCCAAGGCCGAGCGGCCGGAGAGGCCUUCCCGGGAGCGGGACCGGGAGAAGCCUCUCCAGAGAUCCGUGUCUCCCUCUCCAUUGCCUAGCUGUGCUGAGCUGGCUGAGGCUGAGCCCAGCCCGGCCCCCAGGCGCUCUAACUCCUGUAGCAGCAUCUCUGUGGCCUCCUGCGUGCUGCAGUGGGAGCAGAAGGGCCCUUCCUACAAGCAAGGCACUCCCAAAUCCAGGAAUAAAGCAGGAGCAGAGCCAGGCAGAGGCAGGCCCAGCCCCGGCAGGAGGAGAGGGCUGCGCCAGCCGGGAACGCCGGAGGUGCCGGGGGCUGGCGAGGAGGGCGAGCAGGAAGAGGAACACAGCUGCAGGAGUGCUCCGGCGGUGCGGCUCCGAUCCCGGCGUUCCCGCUCGGCCGGGGAGCGCUGGGUGGAUCACCGGCCCCCGACGAACAUCCCCACGGAGACGCUGCUGCAGCCGCACGUGCCCAAGGCCAUCACGGUGGGYGCCCCCAGCGAGCGGGCGCUGGCACGAUGUGACCGCUACCUGCUCACCCACCAGGAGCUGGCCUCYGACGGCGAGAUCCGCACCAAGCUCUUCAAGGGGGACGUUAUCCAGACUCGGGGCGGUGGCCAGGCUGUGCAGUUCACAGACAUCGAGACCCUCAAGCAGGAAUCUCCCACGGGGCGGAAGCGCCGCUCGUCCCCUCCUGAUCCCGAUCCUGCUGGGGACACUGCRGACUCGGAAUGGACAGACGUGGAAACCAGGUGUUCCGUGGCCGUGGAGAUGAGGGCGGGAUCGGCUCUGGGACCGGGAUACGAGCACCACGCCCAGCCCAAGCGCAGGAAGCCCUGACCUUGUCCCGCUGGAAUCGYGGAUUUUCCCAGCCUGAGGAAUUCCCUGCUGCCACUGUUCCUCAGGAACUGCUUUGUGCUCAUGCUGGGAGGUUUUUUAGAGAAGCUGGGAAGCGCUUCCAUGGGUGAUCCCAAAGAAGUUACGGAUGGAUGUGUCCUUUUCCACAGAUUCCAGGAAGUCCUGAAGGUCCCUCUGGAAUUCUGUAUCCUUAGAGAUAGAACCACAAGGCUUUUCUCUUGGAGCUUUUCCCAGCUUUUUCCCAGUUUUUCGGUCCCAAAUCCAUCUUUCUUGGUCAUGCCCUCUUUCCGGGGCCUCCCUCUGGAGCAGCCUCAAGUGCAGCCAUUGUGGAGCUGCAGUCGAGCACUUUAAGGGUGUUUUUGGCCAUUCCCAAUUUUAUCGGAACCAGGAAAAGCUUGGGAAGAYGGAUUUCUGCUGGAAAGGAUGAAUUUGGAAUAUUUCAAGUGKGAAGGAGYUGUCAGGACAGUCCAGAGUCCCCAAAAUCCYGCUUGGAAUUUAGUGGGGGUUCAACAUCCAACCUGCUUGGGCAUGCAAGGAAAUGAUGGAAUGUUUUCCAUCUGGGAAUUGAGGGAGAAGUGGGAUUUCCUCACGGGUGGGGUGGGAAUGUGUGUGUGUCCCUGCAAACGUGUUCAAUAAAUCCUUUUAUUCCAUACYCUCCUCCUGGGAUUUAGGGAAUGCUGAGGGCUCAUCCCAGAUUUUUGCACAAGCAUGGGAUUUUUUUGGGAUCAUUCCAGGUGUUCAAUCCUGGAAUCUGCUUGGAUCCAGAGACAGGAYUGGGACAAUUUCAGCUUCAGGUCUGC